This is a messenger RNA of Ficedula albicollis (Collared flycatcher), 1970 nucleotides long. It is a transcript of the gene TIMP3, whose product is annotated as TIMP metallopeptidase inhibitor 3. The transcript is spliced from 5 exons. Lineage: Eukaryota; Metazoa; Chordata; Aves; Passeriformes; Muscicapidae. Gene Ontology annotation, biological process: negative regulation of membrane protein ectodomain proteolysis; negative regulation of endopeptidase activity. The record is from RefSeq and is a predicted model, not a curated record. Bases 99 to 737 code for a protein of 212 amino acids. Gene Ontology annotation, molecular function: protease binding; metalloendopeptidase inhibitor activity. Gene Ontology annotation, cellular component: extracellular matrix.
UCAGCCGCGGUGCACGGGCUGCUAGGGAGCGAGAAUAAAGUCAGGCCAACACAGCAGCCUCCCGCUCCGCAGAAGUGAGGAGGCACCUCGGGGGCAACAUGACGGCGUGGCUGAGCUUCCUCGUCGUGUUCCUGUGCAGCUGGAGCCUGCGGGACUUGGUGGUGGAGGCUUGCACUUGCGUCCCCAUCCAUCCGCAGGACGCUUUCUGCAACUCCGACAUCGUGAUCCGAGCUAAAGUGGUGGGGAAGAAGCUCAUGAAAGAUGGGCCCUUUGGAACGAUGCGAUACACAGUCAAGCAGAUGAAGAUGUACAGGGGCUUCCAGAUAAUGCCACAUGUUCAGUACAUCUACACAGAAGCCUCUGAGAGUCUUUGUGGAGUCAAGCUGGAGGUCAACAAGUACCAGUAUCUAAUUACAGGCCGGGUUUAUGAGGGGAAGGUUUACACUGGCCUGUGCAACUGGUAUGAGAAAUGGGACCGGCUGACUCUGUCCCAGCGCAAAGGGCUGAACCACCGUUAUCACCUGGGCUGUGGCUGCAAGAUUAGGCCCUGCUACUACUUGCCCUGCUUUGCCACCUCCAAGAAUGAGUGCAUUUGGACAGACAUGCUCUCCAACUUCGGCCACUCGGGAUAUCAAGCAAAGCACUAUGCCUGCAUCCAGAGGGUGGAAGGCUACUGCAGCUGGUAUAGAGGAUGGGCACCUCCAGACAAAACAAUAAUCAAUGCCACAGAUCCCUGAGCGGCUCUCCCUUUCCUUAUCUCCCCUCUCCCUUACUUGUGGCUGAUCUUCCUUUGGACACUAACUCUUACCAGAUCGUGAUGAUGACAAUGAAAUUAGUGCCUAUUUUCAUGCAAAUUCUAGCACUUGGAACACUUAAAAAAGAAAAGGAAAAAAAAAGGAAAGGAAAAAGUCUGUGCUACCUUACUGAAUUUGUAAUCACCUUUUCCAUUUUUUGAUACCACUCAUUUUGAUCAGACAACAUUUGGGAGCUUACUUUUGCACACCAGAGGGUAAAAUGGGAGGGAAAAAAAAAGGAAAAAAAAAUAAAAAAAGAUGGAGCUCUUGCUCUCUUACAUGUAUCAUUAGCUGUAGCAAUAUAAUCUCUAUUUUUUUAGGAAAACAAAAAUCUAAAAACUAUGCCAAUUAGGCACUGUAUUCUUCUAUGCGCUGGCUUCCCAUCACCCCUCCUCAUGCACUAAGUGCUGAAAAUACAUAGAAAAAUCUAUUUUAAGGGAAACAGAUUUUAUUUAUCAGAUUAAUCAGGCAAAUGAAGCAAAAUGAAAAGAAACCCAGCCUAAACUCUGGACAAAAUGACAUCCAGAAGAAAUCCUCCUCUCUAGGAGAGAUUGGCAAUGUGGUUGACUCCAGCAGUGGGAGACUUUACCUGGUGUGUCUGACCACAUCAUCUGGUAAAAGCAUUGUUGACUGACUGUCCUUGCUAAUUCAGUCACAGUGUGAAUGCAACAGCACAUUUGAAGUUCUGGCUUUCCCCAGAAUAAAAUAGAGUAUUUUGUGUUCUUGUUUCAAAAACAAAAGCCCCAUCCCCUAUUUUCAGGGAGGUAAAUGCAACUACAAUAGAGCAUAUGAAGGGUUGUCCCAUCCUGUUUUGAGCAGCAUUGGCCCCUGAAAUUUUUGCAGCUUAGCUUCAACAGCAAAACCAGCUUGUGAACACCUUAAACCAAACAGAUGCAAAAAUAACAACUGUAAAUCAAUCACGUGCAAGAGGGAAAGGGGACAUUUGCUAGAACUCUUAUUAUUUAAAAAAAAAAAGUAUUGCCAAAAUAGUGUUUUGCUGAACUAAGAUGUACAUACACAUAAUGACAUAAGCUAUUUUUGACAGGACGUGGAAAUUUUUGGUGUUAUAAACAAAAGAACGGUUUGAUUGUGUUUUAAAGACAGAAAUAUUGACAUUCCGAGUUGGUGAGUUGCUUUUAUUGUAUUGAAGCUCCAGUGUAUCUGCAGUAGUGGCUA